Molecule: messenger RNA, 4341 nt
Organism: Chara braunii
Lineage: Eukaryota; Viridiplantae; Streptophyta; Charophyceae; Charales; Characeae
Source: the annotation of a GenBank genome assembly
CCGGGGGGURAUAGGGAACUGUUCYGYCGRCAGCGGGAGAGGCAGCAGCAGAGGAGAGCUAGAGCAGCCGAGGCCAGCAGGGCAUUAGCUAGCGAGGCCGGUGCUAYAGCARCCAUGGCUACAACARYCAUGAGCAYGUMUGCACARCAGACUUCUCCAGCCGGUAGUUCAGGUACCGUCGGGUCCACRAUCGCACAGACCGUGAGUCAGUCCACURGCUUAGUGKUAAGCCAGCCCGCGGUGUUGACCCCAGAGGAUGUCGCCAUCCAGCAGGCAGCCYUGCAGGAGGCACAKCUACAGCGGGYAUUAGGACAGAUAAAAAGGGAAAAAGAGAUGAUGAUUAGAARAAGAACCAGGAUGCAACAGAGAGGGGCAGACAUAGAGGAGUUAGAGACGAUGGACCUGAYGCAUAUGGAUGAUGAUGUGAAGGUAGUUAGGAGGGCCCUGCUAGGYGUAAUUGAGAUGCAGGAGCAUCAAACUACCMUCCUUCAGGACAUUCAACAAARCCUAGCCGUGUUGGSAGGCCGUGCUCARGCAGCACCAUCAACAGCAGGGCCUGGUGCCUGGCCCGUGCCAUAUCCUCCUCUUUCUGUUCCACCGGUGACUGGGGUAUCCCCAUAUGUAGCCCCUUCAUCAAUUGCUAUCGUUUCCCUGGGCAUGCCUCUGUCAGGAGGGGUAAUAGCAGGGAGUAGUUUACAGGUUCCUGUUCAGACAGUGUUCACUCAGAGUCCGUUGCAGGUUGCGGUCACCACGGAGUCUGCUGUCUCUCAACCUGUGCAGCCGCAGGGCACACAGCCCUCGCAGCAAGCACAACAACCUGUAUCGCCGGGUCCACAGCCCGGGGUGGUGCAGGGACCGGGACAAAAUCAGUGGGUUCCAAAAGCGGCCAUCGCCGCUCCCAAACCUUUUACAGGGGACAAGAGAGGCGAAGACCUCGACACUUGGUUGAGGGCAGUGCCGGUCUACGUCAGGUGUAAACUCACCUUGCCGCACGAAGAAGUGCUUGUGGCUGCUUCCUACCUAGAGGGUAGUGCAGCAAGAUGGUUGAGUGGGUUAGUGCAACUCCAGGGGUACGGUCAUGACUUCCGCUCUUGGGCAGCCUCUCAAAAAUUGGAGGACUUCCUGAAAAUGGUGGAAGAGAGGUGGCAUGAUCCUCAGGAGGCUGUAAAGGCCACUGAUGCGAUCCUGGCACUGCACAAGCGGCAGUUUAAGUCAGUAAGGGAUGCCACCGACGCUGUAGAGCGUUUGAUUUGUGUUCCAGGGGUACGCUAUGACCCCCAGCAAAAUCCGGAGGAGGGUAUGUAUCUGGUUUACGUCUCUGCUGCAGGCGAGCCGAUAAAAAUGCCGCCAGAGAUAGAGGGAGUAGUUGCCAAGUACCUGGAUCUCUUUGAGGAGCCUACAGGGGUUGUUGAGAGGGAGGUCGUCCACGCGAUAGAGAUUAUCCCAAGGUCUAGUAUUCCAAAGGGUAGGAUAUAUCGGAUGUCUCCAGGCGAGCUUGAUGAGCUUCGCCGCCAACUCAAGGAACUCAUAGAGAAGGGUUGGAUAUGGCCGAGUGUCUCUCCUUACGGAUCUCCAAUGCUGUUCGUACCUAAAAGGAAGGAGGGCACUCUCAGGAUGUGCAUUGACUAUAGGGGCCUCAAUGCCAUCACUGUGAAGAACAGAGAGCCCUUACCGUGCAUCGAUGAUCUGUUAGAUAGAGUGCAAGGGUGUCGGUACUUCAGUAAAAUAGAUCUGAAGUCCGGGUACGAUCAGAUUGCAAUCCGGUCCGAGGAUCAACACAAAAAUGCAUUUCAGACCAGGUACGGUCUGUACGAGUUUGUGGUGAUGCCUUUUGGCCUUUGCAAUGCUCCUGGCACCUUUCAGCACGCUAUGAAUCGGAUAUUCCAUGACUACUUAGAUAAGUUUGUCGUCGUGUACCUCGAUGACAUACUUAUUUUUAGUAAGACUGUCGAGGAGCACGUAGCACACUUAGACAAAGUUCUCAGUCUCUUGCGACAGCACAAGUUCAAGAUCAACGGUGAAAAGUGCGAGUUUGGCCGCACCCGUAUCUUGUACUUGGGUCAUGAGAUCUCCGCGGAAGGGUUGAAGCCCAAUGACGCGAAGGUGGCCAGCAUUCGUGAUUGGCCACGACCUCAUUUUGUGACUGAGAUGAGAUCUUUCUUAGGAAUGACAGGCUACUACCGGAGUUUUGUAAAGAACUAUAGCAUUGUGGCCGCUCCUUUGACUGAUCUGACCCGCCUUGACACCCCGUGGGAGUGGACAGAUGAGUGCGAGGUUGCUUUCAGACAUCUGAAGCAUGCAUUGACGCACUAUGAAGUCUUGAAGCUACCCGAUCCUGAUAAGCCAUUUAUAGAAACCACGGAUGCUAGCCAAUAUGGCAUUGGCGCCGUGCUUGCGCAGCAAGAGGUGCCAAAGUUGAGGCCGGUUGAGUACAUGUCUAAGAAAAUGUCGUUUCAGAAGUUGGCUAAGUCCACUUAUAUGAAGGAACUCUAUGCGGUGUACAAGGCUAUCACCCAUUCGAGACACUAUCUCCUUGGGAGGUUCUUCAUCCUCAAAACUGAUCAUCAGACCCUGAAAUGGAUGAGAACCCAGCCGGUACUCUCUGACGCUCUCAAGCGUUGGAUUGAAGUCAUUGAGCAAUAUGACUUUGACCCUCAGUAUCUGAAAGGGGAGUAUAACAAGGUUGUUUACGCCUUGUCGCGCAGACCAGACUUCUCAAGUGCGCUGAUUACUGAGUUCAAUCUCACGGACAAUGUUACUCAAUCCUUGGUGGAAGCCUAUCGCGAGGACCAGUUCAUGUCUGAGAUCAUACACAGACUUGAGACGAAGGACAAGAAGACGUCCGCCGAGUUUGAGUUGGUUAAUGGCUUGCUGUUCCUUGAGAAGGCAGGGAAUAAACGAUUGUGUGUUCCCAAUAGUGAGUCUUUGCGUAGUUUGUUUCUAGGUGAGUGUCAUGAUGCCACCGGUCAUUUCGGGUAUAAGAAGACCGCAGCCAACCUGCUGCAGCGAUUCUGGUGGCCCACGAUGAUGCGAGAUGCACAACUGUAUGUGGAGACUUGUCAAGUCUGUCAACGAGACAAGCCCCGUACUCAGGCUCCUCUUGGGCUGCUCAAGCCCCUUCCGAUUCCGGAAAGGCUAGGUGAAAGCUUGUCCAUGGACUUCAUGGAUACGCUGGUCACUAGCAAGACUGGGAUGAGGCAAAUCUUCGUCAUCGUGGAUAGGUUUAGCAAGUAUGCUAGGUUAAUAGCCAUGCCGGAAGCAGUGAAGACUGAGUAUGUAAUCAGGCUGUUCAAAGAGAACUGGGUGAUGGAUUUUGGAUUGCCUAAGUCUAUUGUAAGUGACAGGGAUGUCAGAUUUACAAGUGAAUUAUGGAAGGCCGCUGCAGCUGAACAAGGAACUCAACUGCAAAUGACUUCUGGAAACCAUCCAGAAGCAAACGGCCAGGCUGAACAGAUGAACCGCACUGUYCAACACCUGUUGAGGCAUUACAUUAAGCCCAACCAGGUGGACUGGGACGAGAAGCUUGCUCUUGUUGCCAGUCUGUACAAUAACGUUGUACACAACGCUACCGGGGUAAGUCCUAAUAGUCUACAUCUUACCUUUAGGCCUAGACUGCCUUUAGACUUCCUACUUCCUGAUAACCAGCCAACUGUUACACGAGGCACUUUGGAGUUCGCGUAUCGUUAUGAACAGAAGAUGCAGGAGGCUGUAGAGCAUAUACAGAAGGCGCAGGCAGCAAUGAUAGAAUCUGAGAAUAAACACCGCCGCCCUUCUACAUUUCAGGUUGGGGACAGAGUCUGGGUCAAAUCUUSAGAACUGGGACAGGAGUUCGGGAUAUCCCGCAAACUCAUGCCUCAGUACUUUGGACCUUGGGAAGUUUUAGACGUAGUACGGACAGAUCCUGAUGGUCCAUCAUAUGUCAUCCGUAUCCCUGGUCAUCUCAGAACUUACCCAGUCUUUCAYGCCUCUAAGCUCGCYGCAUYCRAGGAAACUGAUCAGUUUCCCUCUCGUCGAUCCAUGCUGCCCCCAACCAUGGACGGAGAAGYCGACAUCGAUGAUAUCGUUGACCACAGGGAKAUGCCWGUUCARAAGCCUCCAGGAAGRGGACGUCCUCCAAARCCAAAGYUGCAGUUCCGAGUCCACUUCAGACAUCAUACAGAUCCGAAGGAGGACCGCUGGUUUACUUGGGAGGAACUGAUGCAGACCGCUCCUCAAAUCGUUGCCCGCUAUGAGAAGGAUGUACUGAAAGGAAAGUGCCAAAUGGUUGCAGAUUGAUCUUCGCAGAGGACUAACGAAGAUAUGGAGGAGGGAAUGCGAGGUUACGCCCGUUUAGCCCUUACG